This is a messenger RNA of Penaeus indicus, 1423 nucleotides long. RefSeq names its product cathepsin B-like. Lineage: Eukaryota; Metazoa; Arthropoda; Malacostraca; Decapoda; Penaeidae. The record is from RefSeq and is a predicted model, not a curated record. The coding region runs from base 162 to 995 and encodes 277 amino acids. The transcript has 3 exons. Gene Ontology annotation, cellular component: lysosome. Gene Ontology annotation, molecular function: cysteine-type endopeptidase activity.
AAUGAGGCCAUCCUGGCUUGUUGGUGGCAGCUGUUGCUGUCAAUGCCAGCAGCCAUUUCCUCUCAGACAGAUUUAUCAAGCAGCUCCAGAGUGAGGAUUCUACAUGGGAGGCUGGGAGGAACUUCAACAAGCACCUCUCCAUUAAGUACUUCCGACGACUCAUGGGUGUCCAUCCCGAUUCCAAAUUCCACAUGCCCAAGUACGAAGUCCACCAGAUUCCGGAGAACUUUGAAAUGCCCAAAGAGUUUGACUCCCGAGCUGCCUGGCCGAUGUGCCCCACAAUUGGUGAAAUUCGCGACCAGGGUUCCUGUGGAUCUUGCUGGGCAUUUGGAGCUGUAGAGGUGAUGAGUGACCGGCAGUGUAUCCACAGCAAGGGCAAGAGCAACUUCCACUAUUCUGCAGAAAAUCUUGUGUCCUGUUGCCACCUCUGUGGUUUUGGAUGUAACGGAGGUUUCCCCGGUGCAGCUUUCAAGUACUGGGUGCACAGUGGCAUUGUAUCGGGAGGCUCAUUUAAUUCCACCCAGGGAUGCCAGCCCUAUGAGAUUGCUCCUUGUGAACAUCAUGUCUCAGGACCCAGACCCAAGUGCUCUGAGGGCGGCAGCACCCCAAAAUGUGCCAAGACAUGCGAGAAGGGCUACAUUGUAGACUACGAGAGUGAUCUGCAUCAUGGAGGCAAAGCAUACAGCAUCAUGAAAGAUGAAGACCAAAUCAAGUACGAGAUCAUGAACAACGGACCUGUUGAAGGAGCUUUCACUGUUUAUGUAGACUUCCUUCACUACAAGUCUGGUGUGUACCAGCACCGCCAUGGCUUACCUUUAGGUGGACAUGCCAUCCGUGUCCUUGGGUGGGGCGAAGAGAAUGGCACUCCCUAUUGGCUCUGUGCCAAUUCAUGGAACACCGACUGGGGUGACAAUGGUCUGUUCAAGAUUCUAAGAGGUUCAGAUCACUGUGGCAUUGAGAGUGAAAUUUCAGCUGGGUUGCCUAAGGUGAAUUAAUAACAUGUAUCCUGGCAGUUCAAGUUUCCUGUUGCAUUGUCAAAAGUUAGAAAUUGAUAUUAAUAGCAAAAGUAGGGACAUUCCAAGUGUUAGUCUGGUGUGGAUUCUUCUCAUUUCUUAAAAUGGUCAUUGCAAUUUCUUCAGUACUGUACUCAUAGACUUUGCACUUCAUUAAAAUUCAUUGCCAUGUAUUGUAUUUUGUGUAGCUAAUGGUACCUCUGUGAAGCAAGAUAUUAUGUGAUGUUGAAUAAAAGUUAAGAUAUGUUGCUGAGCUGUGAUAAUGGGUCACAAAAUGUAACACCGCUAACAAAAAAUGAAAUGAAACAUUCCAGGUUAUAUUAACAUUAGUUAAUAUUUCUUUUCUGAUUUUAAUGUUUGUAAACUUGAGAUCAAUGUCUGAUGUUCUGAUAAUAAAUUUAAUUUUACAA